AUGAACCAUGUCAGGAGCGCGGUUGAUCAGUCUCCCACAUCUUCGUUCGAAUCAAGUUACCAGAGCCCCCUACCACCGGGAGCUAUGACAGGAGAGCGUGAUGUUGAAGUACAGAGUUAUCAGGAUAUACUUUCCGCGCAUGCUUCACGAAGGGAUAGGGAAGAUAAAGAUGGCUCGUUGGGGUUGGCCAAAUCGAAUUUUGCCGAAUUGUACGGGCUUACGAGUGACAUGGAGCCUAUCCUUAUGCGGCAUCGUCCAUAUGAUCCUCAGUCACAUGAGUUCCGUCUUGAGACUCAUAGUAUUCGGCGUGUGCUGCACGAAGAUAUGGGUAUGCAAUAUCCAGUUACAUUUCAUGUUGUAAGGGACGAAAAGGCAAUUGGCUACCAAAAUUAUAUUGAACAAGAUGCAAUUGAGCGUUGUGUUGUGCCAUACGGCCCCAGCCUAAUCAAUCUCUUUUGGAGAAUAGUUCACCCGUGUUAUCCUAUUCUAAACAAAGGCAAGUUCAUAGAGCGAUAUACGACAUCUUAUCGUGAGAUAGAAGCACCCAUAUUAGGAGCAGUGUAUCUCAUUUCCUUGAACUGGUGGACCUACGAUCGAGAGCUCAGCAACAAAUCAGCGCCGAAAGAAGUAUUGUUAAGAGAACGAGUUAUUGAAGCAAUUCAGAAUAGCUACCACAGACCUAAGCUAUCGUCAGUUGCGGCUAUGUUACUGUUGGUGCAAUGCAAGCCAGAGGAUGCCUUGAAUCCGGACCACACGUGGACCUGGGGAUAUACAAGUCAAGCACUUGCAGUUGGUGAAGCAUUAGGACUCCAUUUGGAUGCCAGUUCUUGGGACGUUCCUGAUUGGGAGCGCGGGCUACGUAAGAGGCUCUCUUGGGCACUUUAUAUGCAAGACAAAUGGACUUCCUUGAUGCAUGGGCGACCCAGUCAUAUUCACGAUGACAACUGGGGAGUCGAAGACAUCGAGGACAGUGAUUUCUAUGAACCUGAUGAGAAUAAGGACUCAAGAAAUGACGACGUUCCCAUGAACGAUAUUCAGGCGGGGAGAAGAGGAUUUUUGGAGAUGGUCAUAUUGUCUAAAAUUCUCAGUACGAUAUUAACAGACUUCUUUUCGCUGCGUGCUAGCAAAUCUCAAGACACUGUUGAGCUUUAUCAACGAGCAUUUCCUGUCAUAGAGAAGCUGCAAAUCUGGUACGAGAAUGUUCCACAUUCACUGCGCAUGGAUAGGCAGGUUCCCCGGCGACUUUGUGCAAAUGGUUUCCUUCAUCUGUCCUAUCACGGUCUAGUCUUAACACUUAUGCGGAGAAUUAUUAGAUCUACUGCACUUGCUCCACUUUGCUCACAUGUUGCUGUUCUCAACGAUACUCGUAAGCUUGCUAGUGGCUCGGCCGAAGCUGCGAUGGCUUUCGUCCGUACACUGCGUCCGGAUCAUUUGGAAGCCUUCUGGUUUUUCUCAUCAGGGUUUAAUUUCUCCUUGAUCGGGUCUUUCGUCACCUUGCUUCUAGUAACGUCUCAUUCGGAAGCUGAAAAAGCUCACUGGAGGGAGCGCCUGAACGAUUAUCUAUGGAACCUCCGCAUCAUGGGGAAGGGAAACGAGCCAAUGCGUUAUGCAGUCAACCGUCUCGAAGGAGCAAUACUUCGAGGAAUGGAGCAUGCUUUGGCCGUGAAAAUUGCACCAGCGCCUUCGGAACAUAUACCAAAUGAACAGAACAUAUUUCUCACAACACCAUUUCCCCAGCAUUCACUACAGUUUCCAUCCCCCAACCAUCAGAUCUGCGGCAUGGACAUGAGCAUUCAUCCAGCCAUAUCAUCUACACCUUCCCACGCUCCAGGAUAUUGGCUCACACCUUUCAUCAGCGAAGAUAUAUCAAAUCUGAACCUAAAGCACUUUGACUGGCUCACAGAAAGUUAA
Molecule: messenger RNA, 1911 nt
Organism: Aspergillus bombycis
Lineage: Eukaryota; Fungi; Ascomycota; Eurotiomycetes; Eurotiales; Aspergillaceae
Product: fungal specific transcription factor domain-containing protein
Exons: 4
Coding region: 1-1911 (636 amino acids)
Biological process (GO): DNA-templated transcription
Cellular component (GO): nucleus
Molecular function (GO): zinc ion binding; DNA binding
Source: RefSeq, a predicted model, not a curated record